AUGGCGUUUAUGCUCCCAUUCCCUCUUAAGUAUGGGGGUCAUAAAGUUCCCUCUUCUGACAGAGUUGUUGAAAUGACAAAAAACUUGAAAAUUAGUCUCAGCGACAAAAACCGCUUCAAAGAUAGUCAAUUUAGUUCAAGUUCAACUAGGAGAGGUCCCAAGUAUGGAUACUACACGCCAAAUAAUGCCCGCUUGUCUACGAGAAAAAGUCAAAAUAGUGGCGGCGGCUGGUGUGGAAGCCCUAGGAACCCUCAUACUGAUUGGAUUGAGAUUGAUCUUGGUAGAAUGCAUCGCAUCGACAAAAUUGGAACCAAAGGUCUCAAUGGAGGUAACACGUGGGUAAAAUCGUAUGAGUUGAAGUACAGUAAUGGCGGAGAAUUGAAAAGUUAUUUAAGUUUAGAUCAAACUCAUCCAAAGGAGUUUCCAGGGAACACGGACACUGACUCAUUAGUGAUCAACAAGCUGGAGUCAGGAAUAUAUGCAAGAAAAGUGCGGAUUAUUCCCAAAACCUCUAAAUUCGAAACGUGCAUGCGAUUUGAACUUUAUGGAUGCGACUUUAUUGGCAAUAAUAAACAAUAA
This is a messenger RNA of Hydractinia symbiolongicarpus, 579 nucleotides long. RefSeq names its product discoidin, CUB and LCCL domain-containing protein 1-like. Lineage: Eukaryota; Metazoa; Cnidaria; Hydrozoa; Anthoathecata; Hydractiniidae. Bases 1 to 579 code for a protein of 192 amino acids. The record is from RefSeq and is a predicted model, not a curated record. The transcript is spliced from 4 exons.